Onychostoma macrolepis is the source of this 1219-nucleotide messenger RNA. It is a transcript of the gene dkk3b, whose product is annotated as dickkopf WNT signaling pathway inhibitor 3b. Lineage: Eukaryota; Metazoa; Chordata; Actinopteri; Cypriniformes; Cyprinidae. Bases 108 to 959 code for a protein of 283 amino acids. The transcript has 7 exons. Gene Ontology annotation, cellular component: extracellular region. Gene Ontology annotation, molecular function: receptor antagonist activity; co-receptor binding. The record is from RefSeq and is a predicted model, not a curated record. Gene Ontology annotation, biological process: negative regulation of canonical Wnt signaling pathway; multicellular organism development.
CCUUUUCCGGUCUUUUUUUCCCCUCACAAGUUUCCAAAUAAACCACGUCCCAGGCACAGACAGGGUCUGUGAUUCCCGCCAGGGGUGACUCGUCUAAGCACAAAACGAUGCUGAAAUUUUUGAUAAUAUCCCUUUCCGUGGGCUUUGUGGUGGGCAGCUCAGCUCACAGAGGGGGACAUCUGGACAUCACCGAAACCCUGGAGGAGCAUGUGGCGCAGGGACAAACAACUUUAAACGAGAUGUUUAAGGAAGUGGAAAAACUUAUGGAGGACACGCAGCAAAAACUAGAGGAGGCUGUUCACCAGAUGGAGAAUGAGUCUUCAAAAUUGCUGUUACAUGGACGCAACUUCCCUGCCAGUUUUCACAAUGAAACUACAACAGAGAUCAAGGUUGGAAAUCGGACUGUUCAGCUGAUAGAGAGAAUCGACAAGGAAACGGAUAAUAAGACUGGAAAGACUCAUUUUUCCAGAACUCUCAUUCAGAACACUGAACGGUGGAAUGAAGUAGAUCACGAGUGUAUGAUUGAUGAGGACUGUGGGGACAGCAGCUUCUGCCUGUAUGAGAUCAUCACCUCCAAAUGUGUCCCGUGCCAGACGACAAAUAUGGAGUGCACAAAGGACGUGGAGUGUUGUGGAGAUCAGCUGUGUGUGUGGGGUGUUUGUGCUCAGAACAGAACCAAAGGACAGUCAGGAACCAUCUGCCAGUACCAGAGCGACUGCAGUCCUCAACACUGUUGCGCCUUUCACAAAGCCCUGCUUUUCCCCGUGUGCCGCCCCAAGCCACAGGAAGGCCAGGGCUGCCACAGUCACCCCAAUCAGCUGAUGGAUCUGUUAUUGUGGGACGAGGAGGGGCCGCAGGAGCACUGCCCCUGUGCUACAGGCCUGCACUGCCAGCCUCUCAAGAAUAAAUCAGUGUGUGUAGAUGAGAGGAAUGCAUCUGGUGAAGGAAAUGCAGACUGAUCGUUCCCAGUGAAACUGAAUUAUUGGAAUCUGUAAUUUUGUCUUUAUUUGUAACAUUAAAGUGCCUUCUUUCUCAUCUUAAUUUAUGGGAAGAGCUUUAAUUUAUAACUUUUUUUUGGUGUAAUUUGUAUGCCACUACCGACAACAAAUAGAAUUAUAAUGUUUUUUUAAAAGUAUAAUAUUGUUAAAUAAUGACAACGUUCUAAAUAUGUGGACAUUGCUGGGCAUUAUAUACCAUCCAAAUAAAUAUGAUUUCUGGA